Messenger RNA from Rubroshorea leprosula, 3345 nucleotides. NCBI's taxonomy places the organism in Eukaryota, Viridiplantae, Streptophyta, Magnoliopsida, Malvales, Dipterocarpaceae. The record is from the annotation of a GenBank genome assembly.
UGCUACUAUGAAGGGGAUGAGCAACCAAAUCUUCAUAGUUUGUUCUUAUGGCAUAGCUGCUCUUCGUCUCCUCCCUGCUCCCUUUUUCUCCUUCAGAUCAAGAAUAGUUUCUCCACUCAGCACCUCCAUCAUCUGCAAAAUUUGUUGGAAAUUAGAUCUUAUUAUUUAGCUAUUAUCUCUAUAUAUAAGGAAGUUUAAGUUAUUUAUUUGUUUUAGGUUGUUAUCAUUUAAAUUAGAUAAGAUAAGAUUGGAUAGUUAUCUUUUUAGAUAAUAUUAUCUUGUAAAGCCUAUUUAAAGGAUAGAUUAUUUUCAGUUUAAUGAGUAAUUCAGUUUUUCAUUCCAUCUUCUUCUUUUCGGAAUCCUUGAUUUUUUUAACAUUUGGUAUCAGAGCCUAUUCACGAAAAAUUCCAUGGCUUCCGAAAAUUAUGUCCAGCCCUCAAUCCCUCGUUUUGAUGGUCAUCACUACGACCAUUGGAGUAUGUUGAUGGAGAAUUUUCUCCGGUCCAAAGAGUAUUGGACCAUUGUUGAAGCUGGAGUUCCAGAACCAGCGACAGGUGCAAAUGAUGCACAGAGGGCAGAAAUUGAGAAGGAAAAAUUGAAGGAUCUCAAGGCUAAGAACUAUUUGUUCCAAGCCAUAGAUCGGGCUAUCUUGGAAACAAUUCUUAACAAGUCUACUUCCAAGAAUAUUUGGGAUUCCAUGAAGAAGAAGUACCAAGGGAAUGAAAGAGCAAGGCGACAACAGCGCCAGGCUUUGCGGGCAGAAUUCGAAGUUCUGCAGAUGCAGAUUGGUGAAUUUGUAAAUGAUUAUUUUGCAAGGACGAUGGCUAUUGCAAACAAGAUGAGGAUCCAUGGUGAAAAUCUGGAGGAUGUUGCUAUAGUUGACAAAAUCCUUCGGUCUAUGACAACAAAAUUCAAUUAUGUUGUUUGUUCAAUUGAGGAGUCAAAUGAUAUUGAGGCUCUUUCUCUUGAUGAGUUGCAGAAUUCAUUGUUAAUUCAUGAGCGGAAGAUAAAUCGCCAAGACAAGCAAGAGCAAGCAGUGCAGAUUUCGCAGACACAAGCCUUGCAAACCACAGUUAAUUCAAGGGCUGUAGCCACUGGAAUUCAAAAGAGGUGGCAGAACAGAAAUUAUCAAGCUGCAGAUAACAUAUCCAAAUCUGUAGGAAAGGCAAAUAUUGAAUGCUUCAAAUGUCAUAGGUAUGGCCAUUAUCGUUUUGAGUGCCGUGCUAAUCUGAAUAGAGGAGAAAGUUCCAAUUUUGCAGAAUACAAUGAGAAGAAUGACGAUUCCUCUCUAUUCAUGGUCUGUCAUCCGAAAGAAGUCAGCAAGAAGAAUGUGUGGUAUCUGGAUACUGGUUGCAACAAUCACAUGUGUGGAGACAAAUCUGCGUUUUCAGAUUUGGAUGAGUCUUGUCAAGACAAGGUGAAAUUUGGUGAUAAUUCCACUAUUGCAGUCAAGGGAAGGGGAAAGGUAACCAUUCGUGCCAAAGACAAUUCAAUUCAGACUAUUUCUAAUGUUUUGUAUGUACCAAAUUUGAAGUCAAAUCUGCUUAGUCUGGGACAGCUUCAGGAAAAAGGAUAUGAAAUCCUUAUUAAAGAUGGAGUUUGCCAAAUUCGUGAUUCAAAGCUUGACCUGAUUGCAAAGGUCAAGAUGACGAGAAAUAGGUUGUUUCCAUUAUACGUGCAGACCACAAAUCUGUCAUGUUUAUCUGCCAGAUUAAAGGACACAACUUGGUUAUGGCAUUGCCGAUUUGGACAUCUUUAUUUUGGUGGGUUGAAAGCUUUGCAGCAGAAGAAGAUGGUAAAUGGUCUUCCUCAUUUUGAUUCUCCUUCAGAAAUUUGUGAAAUCUGCGUGACCAAGUCAGAAGCCUUAACAGCCUUUAAAAAUUUCAAAGUCUUGGCUGAGAAUGAGGUUGGCAGAUCUGUAAAGGUUCUACGGACAAAUCGUGGUGCAUAUGCACAUGUGCCAGAUCAGAGAAGGAGUAAGCUUGAUGACAAAGGGGAAAAGUGUAUUUUCCUUGGUGUUAGUGAUCAGUCCAAAGCUUACAGAUUAUACAAUCCUUUAACCAAGAAGGUCAUCAUUAGUCGUGAUGUAGUGUUUGAUGAAGCAAGCACUUGGUCUUGGACAGAAAUAUCUGGGCAACAAAUUCCUGCAGAUUUCGAAAAUGGAGAAGAUCUGAUUGUGCAAACUUCAACAGAUCUCGAGGUUUCAAGACAGACAGCUGAUGAAAGUCUGCCUACAGAAGUAGAGCUCAGUACUGGAGGAAAUCUGCCAACAACACCAGAACUGGAAUCUGGAACUAUUGACAAAGGUGUAAAGCUCGUGAAAGAUCCAGGAGGCAAAUCUGUGGACAGCAAACUGUAUAAGCAGAUUGUUGGAAGUCUGAUGUAUCUGACAGCAACAAGACCAGAUAUAAUGCAUGGUGUAAGUCUGAUUAGCAGAUAUAUGGAGCAACCAAAGGAGUUGCACUUGCAAACUGCUAAAAGAAUUCUCAGUGAUUAUGCUGGAGAUCUAGAUGACAGAAAAAGCACUUCUGGGUUUGUUUUUAUGCUGGGAUCUGGUGCAAUUUCAUGGUCUUCAAAGAAGCAACCAAUUGUGACUUUGUCCACAACAGAAGCGGAAUAUGUGGCAGCAACUUCUUGUGCUUGUCAAGCUAUUUGGUUGAGAAGAAUUAUGGAAGAACUUGAGCUGAAUCAACAUGAGGCCACUUCAAUUUAUUGUGAUAACAGUUCAGCUAUCAAGCUUUCUAAAAAUCCAGUUUUGCAUGGGAGAAGCAAGCAUAUACAUGUGAGGUAUCAUUUCUUGUGCAACUUGGUAGAAGAUGGAACAAUUGAGUUGAUUUAUUGCAGAACAGAAGAUCAAGUGGCUGAUAUAUUCACAAAACCCCUCAAAGUAGCAGCUUUUUCAAAAUUGAGAGAGUUACUUGGUGUUUGCAGCAUGUAGAAUUCAGUUUGAGGGAGGGCCUGCAGAUUCUGAAUUGCAGAUCUGCAGAUAAUGUGUUAUGCAAAUUUCUUUAAACUAAAGUCUAAAGACUUUCAGUUUAAGGGAGGGAUUGUUGGAAAUUAGAUCCUAUUAUUUAGCCAUUAUCUCUAUAUUUAAGGAAGUUUAAGUUAUUUAUUUAUUUUAGGCUGUUAUAUUGUUCUAAUCUCAUUUGACACUUGAGAUCUAUUGGGUAUCACGUUUUCUUUUGGGUUAAGAAGGUCAAAAGUCAGGCAGUAUUUUCUAUUCUGAUAUUUAUUUUUCAUUACUUUGCGUUUUGGAUUUUCAACUUUUACUUUUAUAUUAUUUUAACUUGAAACAAUUAUAUUUUUUUCACUUUUUUAUUUCAAAAAUGAAAAUGAUUGGGAAAA